AUGAGAUCCACAAAAACAAUAUACAACCAAGUUUGUGGAUGUACGCGCGCGGUGCCGCUUCUUCUUUUUAUUAGUUUUGCAGAUUUAUAAAAAGAUCUUUUGCAGUGGAAAAAUGAACAUAAAUGUGACAAUUUAAAGUGACUAAAUUAUUAUAACUUCUUAUUAUCGAUUGAGUAAAACGUAUAAGUGCAGUGGAACUUAAAAUUAUAUCAGCUUAUCGCUUCAAAGGCGAGUUUUUAUACGAUUUCCUUUAGUGUAGUGUGAAUGCAGCCAGUAAUGGCGUAAGGGUGCAUGCAAAAAAAGUUAAACAAAAUUGCUGACCAAUAUAUAUAAUAAAAAUGGAUGAAAUUGAAUACCUGGAGGAGUACGAAGAUUUAAUUCUACCAACAGCAAUGAGUACACAAGCUGCGACUACGAAAGGUCGCAACAGGACUCAACUAGUUACUAUGGCGGAUGAUGAUGAUGACUCUUCUUCUAUAGACCAAGAUAUAUUCGACAGUUUAUUUGAUGAUAAUUCUGACGACGAGUCUGUUCUGCAUAAUAAAAAAGGGCCAGCCAAACUGAGCCAACGUAGUGAACGUAGUUCACGAAUUUCACGCGUUUCUAUGGACUCGCUUGAUAUGCUUGUAAAAGAAUUAGGUGAGCCAUUCAAUCCAAAUGCAGAUGGUACAAAAUCAACAAAUAGAAACACACCUAAACUGCAUAAUACAAAAGUUACUCAACCCAACAAAACAGUACAAAAAUUUACAACCACAACAACAAAGGCAAAAGGUAGCAACUCACCAACGCCUGUUCCCAGUGGUAGCCUCAAAACAAUUAACAAGUUAGAAGCAGCUAAAGCAAUUGCCGAGCGCAAUAUCAAAGCUAAAUCAGUGGCCACGGUAAGACCAACGGUGCAACAAAAUCUUGGUCAAGCAACAGCAACAACGAAGUCUAUGCAUACGAAUGAUCCUACAACACGCAUUUUACAAGGCAGUAGAAGUAGUGGCUUCCAAAGUACGAAAAUAACUAGUGGUUCUGCAAAUUCGUCCAAAGUUGCCUCGCCGACUCCGUCAACAUCACGUAAACAAAUUUCAGCUGCUACUUCAACAACAGGAAGUAAUAGCAAUUCGCUUAACAACAGCAAGAAUAAUACGCCAGCAUCCAAGCGUAUAGUGGAACGUUCACAGACAACCAUUAUAAAACCGGAGAAACCACAAAUUAAAGAUCCCGCAGAAGAUCCUUUAAGUUUGGAAAAUAUUGAGCAUGAAUCCGACAGCGAUUCUGAUUCGUUUAUAUAUUCGGAUGUAUCAGCUGAUACAUUCGUUACGCUUAGUGAUGUGGACUUUGAGGAACGCAAUAUUAUUGAUCUAUCCAACGACUCCAACUAUGAACGUGCAAAUUUAGACAAAAUACGUGGGUCAACGCCUUCCCCCACAGUUUCGGAUGAUUAUAAAAGUGAUAAGGAGGAUUCACCGACAAAAAUGCUGUCGAAUUUCGACGAAAAAUCUAAGGACGGCUCUGUAAUGGAAAGUAAUGCAAAUGCUGCCGCGAAAUUUCGUGUGCGACAGUAUGUUGAAGGAGAAGCAACAACAACAAGUCGUCAGCGUAAACACGAAGCAACUAGCAGUUCGCAUGAUAAAUCAAUGAAUGUGGAACAACAAACAGCUACAACAAAUGAUACGCUAUUGGCGCGUAUUGAUACUAUACUCUCCGCAUCAAAUGUUAAUGUAGAGGAGCGUAAAGUUGUUGAAAACCAACCUGAUAUGGAGGUUGAAGUUGUGACCGAUAUUAAAGCUGACGCCAAAGAAAGAGAAAAGCAAACGAGUGUUAUGUCAGAUAGUGCAAAUGCUUGUGAUAGUCAAAUGGAUGACACCGCAAUUGCGAAGCCAGGCGUAAUUCAAGAGCCAUCCACUGUUGAAACAAUGGAAAUCGAUAUUGAUAUGGGAGAAAUUGUGGAGGAAGUCGUUGAUAAAGAAAAAAAUAAUUUGGACAAUAAAGAAGGGGAAAAAACGUUUAAAGAAAGAAAUGAUAAUACCACUAACGAAGCGAUUAGCGUUACAACUGUUAAUAAUACGGAAGCUUUGGCAAUGCUGGAAGGUACGGAAAAAGAUGAGCACAUUGUAAAAGCUACAGAAAAUAUUGAUGACUCUGUGCAUCAAAUGGAUGUCGUAAGUGAGCAGGUUGUUGAAACAAUGGAAGACUUGAAUAUAAACACGGAGAGCGCGCCAGAUGAACUCAAAGAAAGCAAAGACAAUGUGCCGGCAGAAGUGGUAGCAGUUUCCGAGGAUGCAGUAGAGAAUACUAUUAAUACUAUAAAUCUCUCUGAAGGUGUUGGGGAAAUAAAUGAGAGUAAAGAAGCGGAUAAUUCAAAUAAUGUUCAGGAAAAGCUCGCAGAUGAAACGAAGAGCGAUAGUAAGAUCAAAACAGUUGUAGAAAGUGUUAAUAACAAAGAUCUCGAGAGUGAAAUUGAAAAUACUGGUACAAAAGCUCUUGCCGAGCAAGUAAAUUUCGAUUCCAAAACUGAAGAGAAAACAAAUGUUGAUUUACUGUUGGAGAAUCAUGAAAAACAAUGUAACAUAACAGAUGACGAUACAACAACAAAAACUGAGGAGACUGAACAAAACCAAAAGUGUGAAAAUAAAUUUGAAAGUGCGGUAGGGAGUGUAAAUCAACGAAAUGAGCAUGAGGAAGACUGUGCGACCAGCUCCAAAAAUGUCAAGGCGCUUCAAGAACUUCAAGAAGAAGAGGAUGUUUUUACAGUGGAAGCUAUGAAGAAAAAACGUGGAGCGGAUAAGCAACGCCUUAGCCUAAGGCGUUCGCGGACACCAAUUAUUGCUAAACUUACCGAAAGUACAACUCAGAAUCAUGCUCCAACUGAGAAAUGUGAAACAGUGGAAGUUGAGUCUAAAGUUUAUGUCACAACUGUAGAUAGAACUGAAGAUGAUACAGAAAUAACGGAUACAAAGAUAGAUUCAUCGGUUAUAACUAAAGUUGACAAGUUUGAUGAAGAUGUCCAUGAAGACAAUAUAAAGGAAAUGGAAAAGAGACCACCAUCCAGCAGAAACAAAAGUAAUACACGAAAAGUUGAUGAUAGCAAUAAGGUUGUGGAGACAGAUAACACAAAGUCGCAAACGCAAAGGAAGUCUAGGCAUGAUAGAAAGGAAGAUGCUUUACGGUCUGAUAGCAGAAAUGAACACAACGAACGAUCUCAAACGCCACGUGGUAGAAAAGUGCAAACAAAUCGAAACACGGCAGCUGAUAGGGUGGAAAAACCGCAAACUGGUGCUGAAAAAAAUGAAGUCGCUGAUACUGAAAGUACCAAGGAAGCAGAUGCAGGGAAAAUCCACUUAGAAAAAAGCAAGGUCCAUGAACAAUUGCAAGUAAAUGAACAAGUGACACCCAGACUGGAUAAAAGAGUGCGUGGCCUGGUGGUUUCAUUGAAAAAGACAGACUUAUCAAAAGUUCUAAAUGAAAAACUAUUACGUAAAAUAAAUACAGAAGCAAAAAGUGAAGUGUUAAAUGAUUUAAAAAAGAGUGAAACGGCAGCUCACAUAAGUGUAGAUAAAACAACAAUAGACAUCAAAGAACAAGCCACAAGAAAAGGUGGAUUGAAAGAAACAACGCCUUCAGUUAGGCAAGUGAAAGAUGCUGGUGUUGAAAAGUCUACAGAGGAGACAAAUAAAGAUUUAAAAUUCGCAAAUACAACGGAGAAAGCCAAAGAAGAUAUAAAAAAUGAUAAAACUGAUUCAUCUAGGAGAGAUGAAAAAUCUGGCGAUAGAUCAAGAGGGCAUUCUAGAUAUGAAAGAUCUAGAAGUAAAAGCAGACGGGAUCGAACUAACGAAAAAUUUGCAGAAAAAUCGAAGGAACAUUCGAAAUCUGUGAAACCUGAGCACAAAUCGGAACAUGCUUCGAGACAUGACAAAUCUGUAAUUAAAGAUUCAAUAUUUGAAAAAUCUUCAGAUGAUGCAAAGAGAUAUUCAAGGAGUGAAAAGUCUACAGAAAGGUCAAAAAGAGAUACGAAAUAUGAAAGGUCUGAAGAUAGAGCAAAGAGGGAUUCAAAAGAAGAAAGAACUACAGAAAAAUCAAAGACUGAUUCAAAAGGGUCUUCUGACUCAGCAAAGCAAAUUUCGAAAGAGGAAAAGUCGAUCACUGAUUCAAAAUAUGAAAAGAAAAGAGAGUCAGCAAAAAAGGAUUCAAGAGGAAAAUCUGAGUAUAAAACAAAGUGUGAUUCAAAAGAAGAACAUUCAAAGAGUUUUUCCAAAGAGUCUGCAGAGAAAGCAAGAAAGGAUUCAAACGAUGGCAAUUCUCCUGAAAAAUCAAAGAAAGAUUCGAAACAGUCUACGGAUACAACAAGGAAUGUCUCGAAAGAAGAAAAAUCUGAGAACAAAACUAAAAUGGGCUCAAAAGAAGAAAGAAGUGUGGAUAAAUUUAAGAAAGAAAUAGGAGAAUCUGUACAGAAGACAAAGUAUAGUUCAAAGGAGACAAAAACAUCGCAUGCUUCAAGAUAUGAAAAGUCUACAGAGAGAGCAAAGAAGGAAUCAAAAGGUGAAAAAUCGGAGGUAAAAGAAGAUAAUGAUUCAAAAGAGAAAACCUCAGAAAAAGCAAAGAUAGAUUCGAAACAUGAAAAAUCGGAGGUAAAAGAAGAUAAUGAUUCAAAAGAGAAAACCUCAGAAAAAGCAAAGAUAGAUUCGAAACAUGAAAUGUCCACAGAAAAGUCCAGAAAUGUUUCAAAGGAUGACAAAUCAUGCAGUGAUUCAAAAGAAGCCAAAACUUCAGAGAAAUCAAAGAGUGAUGCAGCAUAUGACAAGUCUACAGAGAGAAUAAAAAAAGACACGAAAAAUAGAAAACCUGAAACAAAAACAGCAAACAUUUCGGAAGAUCCUUCAGAUAAAACGAAGGAAGAAAGUUUAGAAAAAGCUCAAGAGCCAAAGACAAAAUCUGAAGAAAAAUCUCCCGAUUACCGAAAGAUGAAAUGGAAAAAUGACAAAUAUACACGAACAACCAAAUCUGCUAAAGAUAACAAGGAACUAUCAGACAGUGAAGCGAAUGAUAAAAAAGAAGCAGAAUGUGGUGCUGGCGCAACAAAGCAAUUAAACGCAGCAACUUCAAUGGAUAUCGAAACAGCCAAUGACAGAACUGCGGAACAAAAUCUAAACACAGAAUUAAAUGUGAAGUCUUCUAAAAACGAUACCACUAAAAGUUGCUUGGAAGGGAGUGAUAGCAUGGUAGAAGAAAUCACUGCUGAAAGUCAAGAAGAACACAUAGAAGAGCAGCCCAUCAUAACCGAAGCGCAGGCAGUAAGUGAAAGCGUCGAUAACAUACAUAUGGAGUGUGAAAAUAAAGUUAAAGAAGAAACAGAAGGACCUACUGAAAGCACAGAGAAAACUGAAGAAGAAACAGCAAUUACUGAGAACAUAGAAAAAGCUGGAGAAGAAACAGCUAUUGCUGAUAGCACUGCUACACAUAAGAUCAAGAGAGGAAAAAGAGGAAGGUUCUCCAAAACACGAGAGAAAAGAGUUAAACGGAAGCCAGCAAACGAUAGCUCGGGUAAAACUGAGACUGAAACGAAAUCGAAGGAAGAAGAUUCGAUUAUUGAAAACUCAGAUAAAAUUAAUGAAAAUAAACCAGAGGAUAAAACAGGCGAAAUAGAAAUGGAAAAAGAACUCGAAAUCUCAGGUAAAGCAAAAGAGGACCAAACGGAAAUUGCUGUAAGCAUCGGUGAAGAUACGGAGACAGCUGCAACAAUUGCUGAAAGCAAACAAAAGAUGGAAAUUGUAAAUACAAAUGCUGAGGGUGAAAAUAUAGAAAAUAUGGGAGGCCAAACUGGCCCUGCGAUAGAGAAAGAAGCUGGAGAGGAAACCUCUAAUACAAAAACAGAAACAGAUGAAGUGCUCGAUAGUACAGAUAAAUUAGAAACACAAAAUGAUACUCAAACAGUUGACGAAAUUGUAAAUCAGAACUUAAAUGAAGAUGUCGUGUUAGAAGUAGCGGCAUUGGAUGUCGGAGAAACAGUACAAAUUCAAGCUAAUGCUGGAACAUUAGAAGAAACGGUAAACUUGACUUCAAUGGCAACCGCCGAGACCGAAAAAGUUUUUGAAAGCAUAAAUGUAAACGCAAACACUAAAAUAAUAAACAAAAGUGCAGAUGAAAUUGUGGCUGCUAACCUUAUGGAAGCCGAAGAGUCUUUAAACAAAAAUCAGACAAGCAAAACUCAUGAAGACAUUAUUGAAACUGAAAAUGAAGUAGAAAUCGCUGAAAAUGCCGACCAAUCCAAUAAACAAGAGUUUACAACGCAACAAACACCAACAACAAAAGAUGUUGAUGCUGUUGGAGGAGCAAAGGAAGCAGCAGGUGAAAGUGGUGGCAGUGGUAACAGCGGAACAACAAAAGCGCACCGUAAUAAACAUCCACGCAAUUUUGCAGACCAAAUAAUUGCGCAAUCACCACAACUGCUAUCGGCCGACGAGGACGAACAAGAAGGCGGCGCAACGCGUCGUUCAUUGCGCACGCGUGCGGCCGAUCAUUCGCCGUGCAGUAGAAACGAAAAUCAGAAGAAAAGCUCCAAAGGUGCUGCUGCAAAUCAUACACAGAGUUCGGCAUUAACAAAUAGUAGCCAAAAAUCUGCGAAAGAACAACCACAUAGUAGCAGAAGCUCUACAGCGACGCCAACGACGAAUAUGACACGAAAGCGCAUGCGUGAUCACACUCCAAACUCAACUGCCGAACAUAGUGAUCAAGAGAAGUCGCCGAGUAAAAAGUUGAAGUGGGAGUCAGGACGAAAAUCUUCACGCAUGCACAAUGAUGACGUGAACACCAGCGAGUGCGAACCCGAUGCGGCGGCUGUGGGUCAACGUGCACAAGAGAUGCAUGCUAAAUUAAUUGACACAAAAGAUAUGAAAGGAGGUACUAAGAGCGGGCAGGAGAAUGCGGCAUCAAAACAAAGCACCGUCGCCGAAGUCAAGAAAUCGGCAACCGGCCUUAAUUUAAAUACGUCUAAAAAAUCAGUGAACGCCAGCCCAGGUGCUACUAAAGCUGAAACAGCAGAAGUAAAACGUAAGCAGGAACUUGAAAAAUUGCCACCGGGGGGAACUACAAAAAUAACAGAUGCGAAUAAGAAGCGUCGUACUGAGCCAGAAAGUGCACAAGCAGUCAAGAAGCCCGACGAAACACAACAAAAACCAGUCAGUGCAACGCAUAAAAGCGCAGUUAAACAGCCAGCCAGUACAUUAACGACAGUAGCAAAAACUACACAUGCGCAUGCGCCAACGGCAGAAGGCGAUGCUGCUGAUCCAUUGCAAUUGCCUGUGAAACGCUUCAAACGCCUGCAAGCCAUCGAUGGCUAUGAUACGUUGAAUGUAAGUGAGGAGCGUAAAGAGGGUAAAGUUGAAGAGACGAAAAACAAAAAUGCCACGUCAAAACGUAAGUCAUUACGUCCUGACGUCAGCAAACCGACUGAAACAACACAUAAGUUAACAGCAAAACAAAGCCAUCAACAACAACUUUAUCAUAAAGGCGUUGCAGGGAAGCCAUUGGAAACCACAACUUUGUCGCUGAAGGAUAGGAAGAUCGUUGUGCCCAAUACGACUGUCGUCAAAAACGCAGCGAAUACUGAUAAAAGCGCAAACAAAUCACCAACAAAAUCACCCGGUUCCAAGGUAAUCACCUUCAAAGAGUGGUUAGAGCAACAGAAGAAAAGUACCGGCGAAGAGGGUGGUGAAGAGGUGCUUUUUGAGCCAGAUGAAAGUGCCAUACGCAUGGAUAAAAUACGGACAACCACAACGCCCGAACUGAAACGCGCCAAUACAAGCGCCAGUGAUGCAAGUACUUCGGCUAAGCAGAAACCAAGCGUGCCCACAGCAGUACAAACGCCAGCAGCGGCUGUGGCGAGCGUGAGUAAAGACGCAAAGAAGAAAGCGAAUUUACGUGAUGCGGCUAAAAGAAAGCGGGAGGCGGCGUUUACGCCAAAUAAAGGAAAUCCGGGAAGUGUUGCAGACGUAUUGGCAAAACAAACGCCACCCGCUGCCAAGCAUGGGCGCAUUGAAAAAGUAGUUACACCUACCAGCACACCAGCCGGUGCACAUUUUAAACGCCCCUCACUGCCGCAAAGAAUGCCACGCGCGACACCAACGCGUUUCAACAAUCGCACACCAACACCAGCCGAUGGCAGAGCGAGUCUGCACAGCACACAGCACCAGGCAGGGAUACAACGCCUUGGCACUAAAGUGAACUUGCGUAAAUUGCGUGUACGCAUAAAUCGUUCCACUGUGGCGGCAUAUUUCAAAAAUUUGAAUUCAAAUAAGCUUAGGGAGCAAGCUAUUGAGCAGACCGUCACAACUACGCAGCCUACUGCAAAUAUAACAUUAAAAAGCGUUGCGAAAUCUACGGAGCCAUUGCAAAAACGUAGUCCACAAAAAGAUCCACUUGCGCUACCGAAGAGAAGCGUGGUCACCCCGCUUACAGCAACAACAACAACAGGCGCACCACUAUUGCCUACUCUAACGGCGCGUCCAAAUGUUAUUGCGGCAACAGAAAGCAACGUUACGGUGAAAUCUACGCCGAUAGCUAUGCCAACUUUAACUAAGGUGCCAACCAGCGUACAGGAUAAAUCACCAAAAAAAUCUCAAGACAAACAAGCUGAUGCAACCCAAGCUGCAGCUGCAGAUCAGGAGCAAUUUGGCAGCAACGAAGAGCUUUCUCUAUUAACACCAAUGAAAACUGUAACAACACCACAGACGAGCAACAGUUUACGUGCACAACAACAACAAAUGUCUACAACAGCAGCACCGGAAGCUGUGCAUGAGAAGCGUGCAAGCACGACAAGCAGUUCGGACAUCAUCAGCACACUUCGCUCUCAAACGACUGUCAAGCCAACCAACAGCAGUAUCAGCAGCAGCAGUUCAACAAUUACCGCCGCCAGCAGUAGUAGUAGUAUACCUAGCAAAGAUACACAAUUACCAUUUACACCUGUAGUGCCUAAAGAAGAGCUACCCGAUGAGCAUACAUUGCCGAAACACCCAAGUCAUGCACCUACAGCAAUUACGCCGGCCGCGAGUGUAGACAAUGCGUCCACCACAAAUUCGUUGGCUUCACGUACACUCGCUAUAGCAGCCGCCACCAAUUCGGCGCUCAAUCAGACGCCACCUACAAGUGAUGCAAGCGGUUAUUACGGUCUGACGCCUACGCAGUUAGACACGAAUGGCACGCGUCUGUAUACCUUCUUACAUCCAGCCAAGUAUAAUCGUAAUCACGGCUGUGUAUUGCUCGAUUACUGUUGUCCCAAUCUGGAUGGUCCAAUGCCGGCCAUCGAUCCGACGCGUAUACACGCGCAAGUGCAGGCUGGUGUACGCGAGCUACCCGCUUAUAUCGUGAUGACAACGAAACUUAUAACGCGUGCCGAUUUGGAGGCCAACAAGAAUGUUAUACCGGCGUCCAUACGCCAAAAGGUGGAGAAGAUUACAGCUGAUGCUUCGAAUGCUGCCGCAAAUCAUGCGUCUGUGCCGAGUGUAAUUGGUGCUCCGAAUGUAUCGCAAACAUCGGUACCAACAGUGGUGCCACCACAAUCAACUGUGGCGGUCAGCAAGCCCACGACCACUACGCUAACACCAACCAUGACGGCAUUGCAAAAACAUUUGCCCUCGACCACGAUCAUUACGCCGAAAAUGAUGCCAGCGUCAUCUACCGCCACAUUGGCCACACAAGGCACUUCACCCACAUCGCAAUUAGCCAAUGUAUCAGAUUAUCAGCGUUCUGUGUUGCGCACCAGCGUACGUCAGUUCGAUGCACGUCUGAAAAAAUACUAUUAUCGCAUUGCAAUGCUCUCAUUUUCCGAUCGGCAAACGAUUAUCGAUGGCAUCAUCAAUUCAACAACGCUAACACCCAAAGAUGUUGACUGUGCGGUGCGUUUGAUUGACGAAUAUGCGGCACAAAUUAGUAAAUUGCCACAAACCAGUGCGGCGAAUACAGCGAAGUCGGCAACGCCUGCAAUACAAUCCGUAUCAAAAGCAAUAACAACACAAACUACCAAUACAGUGGUACGCACCACAACAAUUCAACAGCAAGUGCAGAAACAUAAUACGCAAAGUUCGAAAAAUCAAGUUGCCGUUUUGGAUAAAGACAAUAGCUUAUUGGGUUACCAACUGGCCGCUUCACCAAUGCCCAUGAACAAAUCAACUAUAUCUACACGUUCCAGCAUAAUGUCGACCUCGAUAACGGGCACGGCGAAUUCGUCGUUGCCAAAUGCAACGAGCACGUCAAGCGGUGUUUUUGCAUCAUUGAAGUCGACACAAGAUUCACCAAGAAUUUUUUAUACCAAGACGCCAAUGCAGACAUCUACUCCAAUUGCAACAGCGACUAGCAGCAGUAGCACUCCACAUAAUGAUGGUGGUAAGACAAUAGCGCGGCGUGGUACACCACGCAUGGGGCGAGAUGUGACCAUACGUCAGAUUCCACAAAAACUCAAUUCUCUGUCCACAUCAUCCACAACGGCAACAGCAACACCACCAACUGCGCGCCGCUUGCCCACAUUGACGCGUAAUCCACAUUUGACCGCAAGCAGCAGUAGUUUGGCUGAAAAGAACAUCUCCGAAACGAUUACAACACGUUCGGCUGUCACCAUUUCUUCAAAUGCGCCGAAGCGUAUGACACGCGCCACCGCAGCGGCCAAAGUUAUUGUGAUAACACAGAAUAGUGAUUGUAAUAGUGCGCUGCAGGAUGAGUGUAUACUGCCGGAUGGGCAUGAAAAUACCGAAAUUAAACGUGAGAAAUCCGAUGAUGAUUUUGUUGGUGGCAAUUAAAUAUAAUAUAUAUAUUUUUUACAAUAAUUAAUAGCAAUAGUAAUGAAGAAAAACAACAACAAUUAUAUAUAAGUUUAAUACAAAAUUACCAAUACUACUAUUUGGACGCAAAGGAAUGUUGUAUGGGAAGUAUCGUAAAGAGUAUGUUUAACUAAAUAGCUUAAGUUUUCAAAUAAUGAGUUUUGCGUAUCUACUUUCUAAGUUUCUUAAUUGCAUAACUAUUCAAUAUUUUGCCAACUGGUGGUAAAAAUUUUAUUUGCUCAUUACUCGGCAUAUAAUUUGUCUUUGUGUAAGUUAUAUACAAUUAAAUAUGUACUAUAUACUCGUAUAUAACAAUAUUUAGUUAUAGUCGCUAAAUUACUACCAAUAUGGUCUAUAGCCUAUAACAAGCAACAUGUUCAUGAAAAUCGCCUGCAAUUAAACUAUACCAUACUGCAAAAUUAUAUGUAUAUAAUGGACUUACAGUAACAUUUAAUGUAUGUAUGUAUUUAAAGUAAUUUCUAGAAAUUACAAAUUUUCUUUCCUUUUUUUCACAGUUAUGUAAGUCAUGAAGUGUGAAAAUAUCAUAUAAGAUUUAUUAAAUUUGAAAAAUUAGAGACACAGCUAAUUUACUACGUAUAUAAUAAAUGCAUACAUUUAAAAUAUUAUUUUGUGUAUAAUAAAGAAAUAGUUAUCCUUUUUUAUCCAUUCUAUGCUAAUACGCAUGCGUUAUGACUUGUAAAUCACGUGACUCUCGUGACAACUCGGUUAAUUGCGGGUGCCCUUUUUCAUAAGGAAUAGGGUGCCGUUAACAAUGUGCGAUCAGAGGCGGUUGCCAAAGCUCUCGACGAGUUUCGCGAUCGAAUCGAACCUCAAAUUCCGGAGGCGUUCUCUUCCCCUUGCUUUGGAACGACCUACUAAAGUGGCUGACAUGUGAUAGCCUAUGCAGAUGAUGUUGCCCUUAUGGUUAAAGAAAAUUUUCUGAACACCAUUUAUGAACUAACCGGAGGAUAUCUGCGGGUGAUUGCCAAUUGGGCGCACAGAAGCGGUUUAGCCGUUAAUUCUGGUAAAAUUGAAUUGGUGUUAAUUACGAGGAAAUACAAAAUCGUAGGACGUCCUCACCCCCUCGCUGAGAAGAUAUUGGCUUAAACAUGUAGGAAAGGUGAAAUUCUCGACCACUUGGACUACAUCUCUUGUAAUCUGGAUUACUGUGUUGCGGAGCCUAAUCCGCGCGGCUCCUCUGUUCGCAUUUCUAUAAAAGAAAUGUGGCGAUGGAGAAAAGGCGCGGCAACCUUUUUCACGUGCCAGAUUACUGCAGCGUUUUUCAAACGGAGGUGGCUAUCCAAAGGCAGCAUGUGAUAGAUUACUCAGAUAUGCUACCUUUGUGAGGGAGGUGAGCAUUCACUUGGACAGUAGAGUGGCAAUCCUGAACAUGUGCUCGCUAACGGAUCAAGGAGUGCUUACUCUCUAUCAGUAGCUUCCACUUUUAAUAUAAUACUCAUCCGGUAUCGCUGAAUAAUCCAAAGCCGAUGAGCUCGCGUGUAAGGGCACCCAAGCUGAAAUCUCAUCGGAGUGAGAAUAAGCUAGUGCCCCACUAUCCACAUGCCUCCCCGCACUGGAUCUGUUGUGGAAUGAACACGGUAGGCGUUGGACAUCCAUUCGUACCUUUGUGACUGCGAGAUCAAUCUGGCCUAAGAUGGAUCGCCGGAGAUCCACUGGCUGUUUGCUCGUAGUAAAGUUAAGCUGGGCGUGAUGAUAGGACUCAUUACUGGACACUGCACGAUGGGGUUACAUGCCGUGAGGCUAAAUAUCCUGACGGACGCAAGUUGCCAAAGUUGCAUGGAAGAAGGGGAGAUUGAACAUGGAAAGACUUUCUUCAUUGUUUAGCUUUCACUAUACUGCGGCUGAAAUAUCUUGGCAGGACAAACUUAGAAGUACCAGCUUUGACGUUACAUGAGUGACUUGGGUAUCCAUUUUGAGGGGUUUGCGGCAAUUGAGUUCUCUUGUGACACAGGAGAUCAGCCACUCGAACCUGACCUAACCUAUCCAGGUAAUUGCGGAACCUCACAGAGUUGAUCUUUCUCCUAUGUUUGUUGUUGUUGGUAUCAUACUUUUCUAGAUACGUUCAAAAGAGAAUUCAGACGUUCAAAUAACAGUUCUUGGCCGUAAAAAACCCGAGUCAAUUCCGGUAACAUAGAACCCGCUGUCGUGGUAAUGCUCUUAUGCUUCAUCGAUUUGUACGUGGGUUCGAAUAGCCAAAUGCGGCAACUUGUAGAAGGAUACUCAUAAAAAGAACGGAGAUAACGAAAAAUAGCAAGUAUCGUCGAUAAUUGAAAGCUAACUACAUAAAUAAUUUUUGAGUCCCAUACAUCAAAACAGUUCCAAUUUCAAAAAUAACGCCUUAACUCCUGGCAAAAGUUGCCAGUACGGCAAAAAUAAGAAAAUGCAAAAUUGUGUUGUUACUUUUCGCUCCAAGCAGCAACUGUCAACUGGAUAAGUUUUUUUUGUUAUUGAGAUACGGCAACUGUUGAGAUAUUUUCUACUAUUAUCUGCUAUCUCGUUCAGCCCAUCAAUGAGCAUGCGCUCUAUUUACACCAGAAUCACGCCACUUCCCAAGAUGACAGUAAACAUAUAUAAAAAAUUAUUUAUUGUUGUUGCACGCACACACCGAAAAUAUUUUCGCUGAGCGCCAGUCACACUCAAUUGAGUCAACUGUUAACUAAAGUUGCCACGGAAAUGAAAACCUUUAAGGCUUUAAAUUUUAUAUUGGAGUUGCUUAAUUUAGCAAUAAUUAAUAUUAAUUAAUUAAUUAAUUAAAUUUUUAGUUAAAAACUUUGUGGUUUUACUAUGUGUAAUGCUGCAUUAAACAUGCUAAAUGUAGUUAUUAAUUAUCUUAAAACACAAUUCGCCACAGUCUGGCAGCACGAAAUGAACUGGAGUCGUUAAACGUUUUAAAAACCGCUCAAUUCAGCUGUGCAACAUAACGCUUGCGCAAAUCUUACUGAGUGAUUUACAGAUUAAAAGGUGUUUAAAAUUGUUUUUAAUUUGUAUACAGUUAAUAUUAAAGCAAAAUCAACGAAUAAUAACUCGCCGUUAUAACAAAAGCAGUUAAUGCCGAUUAGCACAGAUCAUUUUGAUUGUAUAUCUGUAUGAAUUAAAGAAGUAUGCAAGCAGCUAGUAUUCAGCAAUAAGUAACGCAUAUCCAAAAUAAAAAUACAUAAGAAAUUGUGCAAAGUUAUCAACGGCCGUACAACAGUAGUAACAACUACAACAAGAGAAGUACAAAAUAAAAAUAAAAAUUGCAAUAUAUAAAGGAAAUAAGUGCAGCAGAAGUAACACGCCACUGUUUCUGCUUAUUUUACAUCACUUUAACGCGUAAAUUUCAUUGCUUCCUGUCUGGGCAUUCAUAUCGAUUCGCAUACAGACG
Messenger RNA from Zeugodacus cucurbitae (melon fly), 14181 nucleotides. It is a transcript of the gene Acsl, whose product is annotated as fatty acid CoA ligase Acsl3. NCBI's taxonomy places the organism in Eukaryota, Metazoa, Arthropoda, Insecta, Diptera, Tephritidae. Gene Ontology annotation, cellular component: endoplasmic reticulum; lipid droplet; plasma membrane. Gene Ontology annotation, biological process: long-chain fatty acid metabolic process; long-chain fatty-acyl-CoA metabolic process; neuron differentiation. The record is from RefSeq and is a predicted model, not a curated record. The coding region runs from base 339 to 10775 and encodes 3478 amino acids. The transcript is spliced from 17 exons. Gene Ontology annotation, molecular function: palmitoyl-CoA ligase activity.